AAAACGCAUAUUCUGCCUAUCCAUAUUGAGCGUCACAUACAACUCAGUCGUUGAACAUAAACAGAAGGUUUGAAAUUCGACAAAUUCAGUUUUCAGUUUCGGCCAGAGAUAGGAAAUCCUGCCAGCGGAGAGUGGGACAAUGGAGGAGUACUCGCGGGAGCCGUGUCCCCAUCGCAUCGUCGACGAUUGCGGAGGAGCCUUUGCCAUGGGCUGCAUCGGGGGCGGAGUCUUCCAGGGACUCAAGGGAUUCCGGAACGCACCGCAAGGCAUAGGACGCAGGGUCGCCGGCAGUGUGGCCGCCAUCAAGACCAAGUCUCCGGUGAUAGCUGGAAGCUUCGCCGCCUGGGGCGCAGUGUUCAGCAUUGUGGACUGCAGCCUGGUCCACUUGCGGCAGAAGGAGGAUCCCUGGAACUCGAUAGUGAGCGGAGCAGUUACCGGCGGAGUCCUGGCCUCCCGCAACGGACUGGCUGCCAUGGCAGGAAGUGCCAUCAUCGGGGGCGUGCUGCUCUCCAUGAUCGAGGGCGUGGGCAUAUUGUUCACACGCUUCACGGCGGACCAGUUCCGAAAUCCUGCACCGCCGACCAUGUCCGAGGCCAGUGGAGGAUUCGGCGACUUCGACUCCUCAUCCGGAUUUGGGUUUCCGGGUGUUCAGCAGGCCACUGCAACAAGCUAAAUUCCUAUGUUUCUUCUCUGGGAAUGUAAUCACAUUUUUUGAUUUUCACAAGUGCUAGAUUUCAUACCGUGAGAUUUAGCAAAAAUAAGUUAAUCGCGAUGUACAGCAAUAUUCCAUUUGAGAAUAAUCCAUAAAAAUAAAAUAACGACAAAAUUACA
This is a messenger RNA of Drosophila teissieri, 831 nucleotides long. It is a transcript of the gene Tim17b2, whose product is annotated as mitochondrial import inner membrane translocase subunit Tim17-B. Gene Ontology annotation, molecular function: transmembrane protein transporter activity. The transcript has a single exon. Gene Ontology annotation, cellular component: mitochondrial inner membrane; TIM23 mitochondrial import inner membrane translocase complex. NCBI's taxonomy places the organism in Eukaryota, Metazoa, Arthropoda, Insecta, Diptera, Drosophilidae. Gene Ontology annotation, biological process: protein import into mitochondrial matrix. The record is from RefSeq and is a predicted model, not a curated record. The coding region runs from base 140 to 673 and encodes 177 amino acids.